AAUGGCCUGCAGAGGGGAUUAUACCCUUCAAAACCUAUGGCCGAGUAAUUAAAAUCAAACGAAAAUCUCAUCCCCAAAAAGUUACGCAAACCAAGAAUAUGUAAACCCUUUCAUAAUUUUAAUCCAAUCCCCAUUGUAAUCCACCGAAUUAUUUGAUCCAAACAGCACCUAAGAUUGUGGGUUCUCGUGUAUUGCUUAUAAGUCGGACCCAAAAAAACGCAGUCACAGACACAAAGACAGUUAAGAGAGAGACUAAAGAGAGAUAGAGAGAAUGUCUUGGUGUGCCGCAACGAGGUCAUUCAACAUGCCGGCGCUCAACGUGAACGCACUGCGCACCAGUGCUCCCUUCGCCGUCGGCCUAGGGUGCGUCUCGGUGGCCGGCACGAGCCUGUGGCGAUCUUCACCGUCAGCAGCAUCUUCGCUGCGAUCAAAGCCCUUCGCUUGUUUAGGCAUUUCUACUGACGCGAGGAUAAAGGAGCCUGUUCAAACAGAAAAGGCUCCCGCUGCAUUGGGACCAUAUUCUCAGGCCAUCAAAGCAAAUAAUUUUGUUUUUGUGUCUGGUGUUCUUGGUCUAAUUCCAGAGACUGGGAAGUUCAUAGCGGACAAUGUAGAGGAUCAAACUGAGCAGGUCCUUAAGAAUAUGGGGGAGAUACUUAAAGCUAGUGGUGCUACCUAUUCUUCGGUAGUUAAGACGACUAUUAUGUUGGCUGAUCUGAAAGACUUCAAGAAAGUGAAUGAAAUUUAUGCUAAAUACUUCCCAUCACCUGCACCAGCACGUGCUACAUAUCAGGUAGCAGCAUUACCAAUGGAUGCGAAGAUAGAAAUAGAGUGCAUAGCAGCACUCUAAUAACCUUUGGGUACUUAGAGUCCCAAGUUUUUUGGAAGGUGGGAUGCGGCGUCUGUGGACAUUGCUUCUGGGAUGCUGGUUUUAUUUCCGUCGAGUUUUAAAUAUAAAAAGAAGACCUGAACUACUAUUAGGAGGGAAAAUUGAUUAGUAUGUUAAUGGCUAUUAGAAAAUGGUAGCAGGGCUGCUGGAGUUCAAAACUGAUUAUGGAAGGCACUGUACUCUUCACCUAUGUUUUUUCACUUCUUGUAGUUGAUGCCUUGCUCAGGGAAACUGUGGAAUCAAAGCUUCAGUCAUUUCAGUUGCUAUGAACUGCAUGCAUUUGAACAAGGUAACAGUUGACCCAGGCUGGUCUCGACCUAACAGAUUGCGCUAACAAGAACAAUGAAAAGUAAACCUGCAUCUCCCCUCCCCAGGCUUUCGGGGAGGGGUAGGAUGGAAAUAGAAGAGGAUUGUUCUUUGGGAGAGAGAAAACAAGUGGAUUGGAUGUAGGAUAGUUUCCAUCAAAUCUUAAGAAGGGAAGUUGUGUAUUUUUUUUUUUUCGGGGGGGGGGGG
Molecule: messenger RNA, 1399 nt
Organism: Ilex paraguariensis (yerba mate)
Lineage: Eukaryota; Viridiplantae; Streptophyta; Magnoliopsida; Aquifoliales; Aquifoliaceae
Source: the annotation of a GenBank genome assembly